UUCCUGAACCCCUUGGUCUGUCAAGCUCAUUAACGGAAAAUGAGCAUAAAGUUCCUGAACCCCUUGGUUUGCCAAGUUCAUCAUCAUCUAUACCGCCUCAUUCUCCCAAGUUACCAUCCUCACCUAGAGCUUUUGCUUAUGGUAAUGUAUCACGUAAAUCCAGUAAUGAGUCCGAAUUGCCUAGACCUCCACAUAGUCCGAGUCAUGAUAAUAUACCAAACAGUACUAUUAUAAUUGAUCAGAACAAUGAAAGCAAUGGCAGUUAUUUACAAUAUUUACAAGGAACUAUUCAAAUACCUACAAUAGAACACAAUUUACCUAUUAGAUCACAAUCAUUACCAUAUCGAGAAAGUAAUAGUACACCACAACCAUCUAUAUCGGUACCUAGUGAUGAUUCUGAGGAUUCCUCGAAAAAUUCAAGGAGGGAUUCCCUGACUCAUAAUCAUAGUGAUUCAAACCUUGGUAGCACUUAUUUAGCUACGGAUGAUAUUCCAAAGGACAAGGCAUUGAGACCUAGUAAAUCUUUUAAUUACAUUUCACCUGGACCAAGAGCUAGGGUUUCGGCUAUGCCACCUCCUCGAGGAGGGAAUUAUCCCGAAUUACGUAACGCAGGAUUGAAUUCUAGCACGUUAUCAAUUCCUGGUCAAAAUACUCGGCACAGUGUUUAUAUGACACCUGGACAAAAUCCAAGAGAUAGUCCCGCUGCUGAACGUGUAGCUCAACAUAUAAAAAACAAACGGUCUCUUCCUGACGCUGGUAUUGUGACGAAUCCAUCUUAUGGUCUUCAGCAACAGUUACCACAAGCGCAACAACAGCAAAUGACACAACAGCAAAUGGCUCAACAGCCGUUCCAACAACCAGGUUUUACACAGCAACACCUACAGCCGACUCAAAAACUACAAGACUCACAAGUUAUUACCUCAGACGGUAUCUCUGGCAUUGCUGUAAAAAUUAUUGGCAGCAAUAAAAAGAAUAAUGAUAAGGGCAAAGAAGUGUUGGCAUUUGUAAUAUCAGUAGGACAUGCAAGAGUACAAGAUGGUACAAUCGUUGGGUUGGAGAAAGAAUUAUGGAGAGUUGAGAAAUUAUAUUCUGAUUUUUUAUCUUUGGAUUCAAAAUUGAAACUACGCCAAAACAAAAGUACUAUUAAUAAAAUUGGUAAAUUACCGGAUAAAAAUCUCUUCUACAAUAAUGCCCCUAGUAAAGUAGAUCAAAGAAAGAUUGCAUUGGAACAAUAUCUUCAACAUGUCAUUUCAUUACCAUUAAAAGAUUCUAAAGAUUUAUGUGAAUUUUUAAGUUCAAAUGUAAUUGAUCAGGAAGCAAAGGAUUAUCGGCAGACCGGAUAUAAGGAGGGAUAUCUUACAAAAAAAGGCAAGAAUUUUGGUGGUUGGAAAUCAAGAUAUUUUGUGUUGAAUAAUCCUGUGCUUGAUUAUUAUGAGACCAAAGGGGGGAAUCAUCUCGGUUCUAUUCGCCUAACUUAUGCACAAAUUGGGCGACAACAAAAUAAUAAUAUUAAUGAAGCGGAUAAGGAUAGUGACAAUUCCUAUAGGCACGCUUUCCUAAUUUUGGAACCAAAAACUGGUUCUAAGAAUAAACACGUAUUAUGUGCCGAGAGUGAUUCAGAAAGGGAUGAAUGGGUGGAAGCCUUACUUCAGUAUGUUGGUGUAACUGAAGAAGAAGAACGGGAAAGCAAAAAAAGUUCAAAGAAGAAAUUUCCAAAGGAAAUCAUUGCCAAAGUCAGUGCUCAUCCAAUUUCGCAGUUUGGUAAAAAUGAAUUUUUCGAUGCCAAACUUCUUGCAAACGAUAAUGCUAUACUACAAAGAGACAUUCGUCCUGAUAGGAAAAAAGGAAAUGAAUCAAUUUCUAGUUUUAGCACUAUUAGAGGCGAUAAUAUUAAUCAUAACCAAUGGAAUGAGCCACCAAGAAAUUCUUUAGGUGGCAAUCAACAGCAAUCCAUGUUGGGUAUAUCUUCGACUCCAGUAGUGAAACGCGGUAGCGUGUUAGGUCGAGACGAUUCAGAUCGUAGGAACCGUAAUGGAACUCCCGAACCUCGAGAAAAUGCUGCUUCGCCUGUUGGUGGUAUGAGCGUUAACAAUUUACCGCAACAACCCUCAUAUGUUCAAGGAGUACGAGAUGCUGCUCAAAUGCAAAUACAUGGAAAUUUAAGACGUCAGCAUGAUGAUAGUAAUCAAGUUGAAAGGAAAAAAACGUCACGUAAAACUUUCUUUGGCAGUAUGUUUGGGAGUAGUAAAGAUGAUAAGAAGAAAUCUCAUGAAACACGACCUGACGUGUCCAAAAUUGUUUUUGGUGUUCCAUUGGAUUAUGCUAUUUCAGUAGCACGAAUUAAAGAAGGUUAUGAACUUCCUGCUGUAUUAUAUCGAUGUAUUGAAUACUUGGAUGCUUAUAAUGCUACAGAAGAAGAAGGAAUUUACCGCUUAAAUGGGGCUACGGCUACUAUUAAAUUCUUAAAGGAAAGAUUCAACUCUGAGGGAGAUGUUGAUUUAAUAGGCGAAGGUGAAUAUUAUGACGUACAUGCUGUGGCUGGGCUAUUGAAAUUAUACUUGAGGGAAUUGCCCACUAGUGUUCUAACUCGGGAAUUACACGCCGAAUUUGUUAAUGUGAUUGACCUUCUUGAUCGGCGUGAUCGUAUAAAUGAACUUGGUCGUCUUGUUUCUGCCCUUCCUUUAUCAAAUUAUACUUUACUAAGGACAUUAACCGGACAUUUGAUCCGUAUUGUACAGAAUUCCGACAUUAAUAAGAUGACUGUUCGCAAUAUUGGAAUCGUUUUCUCGCCAACCCUGGGUAUUCCUGCAGGUGUUUUUAGUCUUUUUAUGGCUGAAUUUGAUUAUAUUUUCUUUACUGAUAGCAACGGUACAGCUGCACCUAGAACUAUAGAAGCACCUCCAUCUGAAAACAAGGAAAGUGAGACAUCUAAUUCUAGAACAGAAGAAAAUAAUACAUCAGUAGAAACUUUGCAAACUACAACAAAUGACAAUUCUGAUGAAGAUCCUAUUUUACCUGGUGCAUUAUCACCAAAAACUGCUUUGCGGCGCCGAGACCUUCGUGAAGACAUCGACGGAAGGAGUAAUCGUAACAGUAUGCAUUAUAUGGACGGGGCACCAGAGAAUGUGGUUGGUUUGGAAAGAAAGUUGACAGUUACUAAGAAGCUUCGUCGCAAUGACUCUUCAGAUGAAGAAGAAGUCAAUGAUCUUGCUCUUCAAGCAGAUGAUGAUGACGAUGUCGAAAGCUUAUCUUCUGCCUCGGCAGAUGAAUUAACAACAUCUUCGCCGCACAAUUCAUCAAUACGUUCAGCACCAGCUUCACCACUUCUACCGACGCCAAAUGGUUUGCCACGGCCUAAUUCAACAUCUUCUAGUUUGCAUGUAGAAUCCACGGAAGAUACUGCUUCAGAUACGGAUUCACCUGAAUUGCGUAAAAUUCGUCGAUCAACAGUAAGAAACUUUAUAGAACGUGAGCCUAAUUAUGAGGCAUUUUCAGUUAAAGAUGCUCAAAGUUUACAGAAUAAAGAAUUGAAUCAGCAAAGUAGUCUAAAUGCGAAUGGUGAAAUAACUAAUACUGGCAAUGAAAAGUAA
Molecule: messenger RNA, 3590 nt
Organism: Funneliformis geosporum
Lineage: Eukaryota; Fungi; Glomeromycota; Glomeromycetes; Glomerales; Glomeraceae
Source: the annotation of a GenBank genome assembly